ACAGGAAUGGACAGAGAGGGGAUCCGUGGACAGACAGACGGGUCUGUGGACAGACGGACAGAGGGAUGGAUGGACAGAUGGGGGAUCCACGAAUGGACAGACGGGUCUGUGGACCGACGGACAGAGGGAUGGACGGACAGAUGGGGGAUCCAUGGACGGACAGACGGACACAGGGACGGACAGACGGACAGGGGAUGCAUGGACAGACGGACACAGGGAUGGACGGAGAGACGGGGGAUCCGUGGACAGACAGACGGGUCUGUGGACAGACGGACACAGGGAUGGACGGAGAGAUGGGGGAUCCGUGGACAGACAGACGGGUCUGUGGACAGACGGACAGAGGGAUGGACGGACAGACGGGGGACCCGCGGAUGGACAGACGGACACAGGGAUGGACAGACAGGGGAUCCGUGGACAGACAGACGGGUCUGUGGACAGACGGACACAGGGAUGGACGGAGAGAUGGGGGAUCCGUGGACAGACAGACGGGUCUGUGGACAGACGGACAGAGGGAUGGAUGGACAGAUGGGGGAUCCACGAAUGGACAGACGGGUCUGUGGACCGACGGACAGAGGGAUGGACGGACAGAUGGGGGAUCCAUGGACGGACAGACGGACACAGGGACGGACAGACGGACAGGGGAUGCAUGGACAGACGGACACAGGGAUGGACGGAGAGACGGGGGAUCCGCGGACAGACAGAGGGACACAGGGAUGGACAGACAGACAGACAGACAGACACAGGGAUGGACAGACAGACGGGUCUGUGGACAGACGGACAGAGGGAUGGACAGACAGACAGGGGAUCCGUGGACAGACAGACGGGUCUGUGGACAGACGGACACAGGGAUGGACGGAGAGAUGAGGGAUCUGUGGACAGACAGACGGGUCUGUGGACGGAUGGACACAGGGAUGGACAGAUUCACAGACCAAUGAACAGACUGAUGGGUCCAUGGACAGACCUAGGUAUGGUCAGAUUCUUGACACUUUGCUGGACAGACAGACAGAGGGAAGGGUCCAUGGAAGGAUUGAUAGCAGAAUGGAGGAAUACAUAGAUGGAUGGACGGACCUUGGUCUUGAGUGGGUUGUGCAGGCCCCUACCAGAGCCACCCCCCUCAUUCCCCCACACCACAGCCCCCAUGAGCAUCCGCACCCCCUCCUGGUGUGCAGCCCAGGCCAGCACUAGCCACAUCCUCACCCCAGUGUGAACAUAAUGGCGCAGUGUCCUGGCGACAUCUUAGCAUUCAGCGGCUUCAGUUGGGAAACUGGACCCCAUUGUGCCAGGCACUGCACCCACACACAGGGUCACUAGUACUGUGGGAAGGUGUGGGGCCCAGCCCCGUUGUGCAGGGUGCUGCACACAUACACACUGAAAAGUCAGUCCCCGCCCCAAGAGCCUGCGUUCCUGUAACUCUCUCCUAACUUGGAUGUGUUUAGUUGUGUGCCAUACAAACAGCUGUCAUUCCAUCCCAGUGGUGGCUAGGGAUUGGGGAUGAUUCCUCCAUAUCUGCAAAGUGCUGCAGGAUCGAUAAAGGCAAGAUGAUGACAACGAUUAUUCCUUCUCACAGCAAUUGUGCUGUUGCAGCAUCCAGUAAUGCAGCUCUCUGCUGGCUUCUCUGAGAAGCUCUUCCAGUGAGUGGCUGUUCUGCUCUUGACUUUAAGGCUGCAUGCUCAUCUCAGAUGUGGGAGAGUACAAGCCAUCUACAGCCCGAAUGCAAGAGAAGAGACAAGCGCCUGCAGGGAGAGUUCUCAUUUCAGUUCAGGGACUACUGCAGGCCACCAUCCCUUCCUGAAGCUUCCCCAGCCAUCCACACUCAACAGAGCCACUUGCCGGUUUUUACAGUUACCUACUCCCUUCCCAGACUUGGUGAGGGACACUCAGAUAUUUUGGUUGUGCAGAGUGGGAUGACCACGCUCUGCUGGGGAAGAUUACUGAGGCACAAAGAGCAGAUCACUGAUGAAAAUAUUGAAAAGCAUCAAGCCUUCUUUGUGCCAUUUGUUCUACUGCUUCUACUCCUCCAGUCCAACAGUCUAUUUACUGAUGUGUGUCAGCCUUCUUCAAACACAUAAUGGAAGCAAGCAUGCCAUAAAGAUAUCCAGCUCAGAUCUCUCCAACUCUCCCAUUUCCUGCUCAGUCAAGCCGCAAGAAGUGGAAACUAGAGAUGGCAUAUCCAUCUCCACAAUCCAUUACUACUUAAGUCUCUUACAAAAUGACUGCAUGACUGAUUUCAAAUAAAGAAUUCCUGAAAUGCAUCCAUCCAUACUCUGCUAAGGGUUACUACUUAGGGACACACUCCAGUUCAGUUUAAUCAAAUGUAAGUUUUGAUGGAGGAGCUUUCUGGUGAGGUUUUAGCUACAAUAUUGCGUAUUUAGAAAUCUAUACUGAUUAAAGAAAAUGGCAAGAUGAUCACAUUAUGGAAAUCAAUCUUAUUUUGAGAGGGUCAAAAAAGUUGUUUGUAAAACCAACUAGAUAUUCAAACAAAUUACACAGUAUAGUAGUAAGUGCAACAAACACAAAAGGUUAGAGAGAGCUAGUCACAAGAAUUAACCAUCUCUUUGCUCUGUUCUCAUUAGCAUGACCAGGAAUGCUGUUUUCUCCAAUGAGAUUUGAAAAGAAAAAUUAUCUGCCUUGCCAUCUCUGUCCCAGUCUAGUUCUCAGUUGUAAAAAGACAUUUCAGCUGGUGCAGCCUAAGGUCUAAAAAGUCACUCUUCUUACAUCAGAUAGGCCAAAGAGAUCUAGAUAAAUAAAAUAUAUCGCAAACAAGGACAAUUUAUCACCCAGCUCAGAAGGGAUGGCAAAAGGCUUCUGUUCAUAUAUAAUAUACAGCAGUAAUCAUGAAUAGAAUGAUUUGGAACAUGUUUUUAUUUCAAGUCAGCAAUAUUAAAUUAUCAGGCUUCUUUAAACUCUCCUUUCAUUUAUAGAAGGGAUGCUGAAUAUAUUCAGAUACUGACUUGGCCAUUUACUCAUUGGCUUUGUGAACUCAGACUGCAUAAAAAUAAAAUAAAGAGGAACUGCCAAUACUAAAUUCAGACCACAUAUGUAAGCAUGGAUGCAUGCAGGUGUGAAAGUAUGAAUGGCUUCUAGUUCCUCAAGCCAGUGUGUCAGGGUGUUUAAACAAGAAAGAAAAUCUUCAUUUUUAAAGAGAAGGUAUCAGACCACAACAUUUUUAUAAUUUAGAAUGAUCUAGUUGUUCACCGAAGGACUGGAAGCCAGCAGUUCUGAACAGCACUAAGCAGAUCACUUAAAAUCUUUCCUCAUCAGUAAUUUAAUCCCAGAAGAAAUUAAUAAACAUUCAGUGUUAAAACUC
This is a messenger RNA of Caretta caretta (loggerhead turtle), 3307 nucleotides long. RefSeq lists its product as uncharacterized. NCBI's taxonomy places the organism in Eukaryota, Metazoa, Chordata, Testudines, Cheloniidae. The record is from RefSeq and is a predicted model, not a curated record.